Messenger RNA from Cherax quadricarinatus, 8454 nucleotides. The record is from RefSeq and is a predicted model, not a curated record. Lineage: Eukaryota; Metazoa; Arthropoda; Malacostraca; Decapoda; Parastacidae.
CUGCAGGAGUAACAGGGGCGGCUGACAUCUCUAGAUGGUUGGUAGGUAAGACACAUAGGCAACAGUUAGGCAACUUUAUUCCGAAACGUUUCGCCUACACAGUAGGCUUCUUCAGUCGAGUAUAGAAAGUAGGCAGGAGCAGUAGAGAUGUGAAGACGAUGUAAUCAGUCCACCACUCUUGAAGUCAUAGAUUUAGGUUGUCAGUCCCCCAGUUUGGAGAAGAGUCCUGUUCCAUAGUCUGGAACUAUCUGAAGAUCAAGCGACAGUGUGGAGACUUAUAUACUGUCGGAAGGAGAGGUGCAGAGUAGUAGUAGAGAGAAUGUAGCCACUGAGAGGUCACGUCCCUCUUAGAUCAAAUAAUUCUCACUUGAAAAAGUUGUCCAAGGUGUUUUCUCUUCUGUACCAAGAUGCCAUUGUGUUGCAGUCUGACAGAUGGUGCUCCUCAUAGAAAAAUGAGGAACACUGCAGCAGGCCUACUAGCCCAUACUAAGCAGGUCUACCUCAAACCCAAACCCGCUAACAAAAAUAUUUGCCUAAACCAUUUUCAAUGUUACCUAAGGAAUAAGGUUUGAUAGCCCUGUUAUUAACUCAUGUGCAAGUCCCACUUAAAUCCAGUGUAAUUUAUUGUAAUAUGACUUUGCAGGUUGAUGGUGGUAGUUAUAUGUGGAUGGUGGAGCGAGGCGGCAGACAUACCGUGGGAUUACAGUGAAUGGCAACCCAUUCUGGAACCCUGCCCGACCUGUCGCCAGGCGCGGGUCCUCUCGGCGGGCACUAUCAUCCAGAAAGCUCCCAUCAUCCAGUCUGAAACUAUCAUCCAGGAGGCUCCGCUCAUCCAGUCUGAGGUUAUCAGGCCAGGCCCCCUCACCCAUGUCAAGUCUGUCAAGCCUAUCAUAGGCAAGCCUGCCCUUGUGCCUGCCCGUUCCCCACCACCUUCCCUCGUGCCCCAACACAAGUCCACCGUCAUCAACGGCCAAGGUGGCUUCAUCAGUAACCAAGGUGGCCUCAGCAGUAACCAAGGUGGCCUCAUCAGCAUCCAAGGUGGCCUCAUCAGUAACCAAGGUGGCCUCAGCAGUAACCAAGGUGGCCUCAGCAGUAACCAAGGUGGCCUCAGCAGUAACCAAGGUGGCCUCAUCAACCAAGGUGGCCUCAUCAGCAACCAAGGUAGCCUCAGCAGUAACCAAGGUGGCCUCAUCAACCAAGGUGGUCUCAUCAACCAAGGUGGCCUCAUCAACCAAGGUGGUCUCAUCAACCAAGGUGGCCUCAUCAACAAAGGUGGCCUCAUCAGCAACCAAGGUGGCCUCAUCAGCAGCCAAGGUGGCCUCAUCAACCAAGGUGGCCUCAGCAGCAACCAAGGUGGCCUCAUCAACCAAGGUGGUCUCAUCAACCAAGGUGGCCUCAUCAACCAGGGUGGCCUCAGCAGCAACCAGGGUGGACGGGUGCAGUUGGUUUAUCUCCCAGAAGGCUCCAUCAGGCAGCUUAACUCCGCCAAGGCCGCCCGUAUCACACCCACAUCACCUGUGCCUCUCCACCAAGCUGGCACUGUAGAGGAUGUGCCACUUCCUCCUUCACCAGAAGCUGUCCAGAGCAUCGAGUUCUCUGACAAGCAGAAGCGGGACCACAACGGGCGUGUGGUAGCGGGUGGGGUGACCAACUCCGUGGUCAUGUCUCUGGUCACCACUCGCGAGCAGGAGAAGGAUGCCCUGGAGAAACUGCGUCUGCUGGAGGCUGCCCUCUCUGCCUCAUCAUCCCCAGGCUCUGCCCCCAAGGACGAUGGUCGCCUUCCCAGGGUGUUCAUUGCCCCGUCCAAUGUAGCUCCCCCGCCUGGUUAUGUCAAGAUCCCGCUGGUGCCUCAGGGAGGACCUGGAAACUCCAACAUCCAGAAUGGGAAGUCGCCGCUUCCUGAGACCUUUCUCACCUCCGAUGACCGCAAUCCUCCACCGGGAUUUAUCAAGUUCGGCCUUUCCGAGGGCGUGAGUCAUCUGUCACGGAGCAUCCCCGUCGUGGUGCCCAACUCACAACUGGGAUCUAACCUGGCGCUGGGUCAUCCUGCCUUCCUGCCCACAGUCACCCCAGAUCCAAGACUGAACCAUCCACCAACCUCCCUUAACUUAAACAGUGAGGACGUCCGCACGAGAAAACAUCUGCCUUUCCGUCAUCCACCUGUCCAGGUCAUCCCCAGAAGUGAACCCAAGCCUACCUCCCCAAGCCCUCUCCCUCAUCACCAGUUUCCCAGUACCACUCCUCGGCCCACCUCCACCCCUCAUUCUUUCCUUCCCCAACACUCGUCUACCAGCACCACCUCUUCACCCAGCCAACUCUUCCCACAACCUGGUCAGCCAUUCCUACAGCCUGACCAACCUUUCCCACAAUCUGGCCAACUAUUUCCACAACCUGAACAACCCUUCCCGCAGUCUGGCCAACUAUUCCCACAACCUGACCAACCCUUCCCACAACCUGGUCAGUCAUUCUCACAGCCUGAUCAACCAUUCCCACAGUCUGGCCAGCCAUUCCCACAACCUGACCACCCAUUCCCACAGUCCGGACAGAGCUCCCUCCAGCCAGGUCAGAUUAUAGCUCAUUCUAGUCAGACCUUUCCUCAGUUCGGUCAGUCACAGACCUUUCUCCGAACCAGUCAACAGGAACACCAAGUCAACCAAGCUUUCCCUCGGCCCAACCAGCUCUUCCCUCAUUCCACCCAACCUGACCUGACUUUCCCCAAACCUGGCCCAGCCUCCCUUCGACCUCGUCAGCAUUUUCUGCAGCCCAACCAAUCCUUAAACGAGCCUGAAGAACAACAGCUGGACCAGUCCUCUCCUAAACCUGAUCACACCUUCCCUCAACCCAGUCAACCCUUUCCACAGUCUAGCCAACCUUUCCACCAACCCAGCAAGCCCUUCUCACAUCCUGGCCAGUCCUUCCCGCAACAUGGUCAGCUCUUCCCACAGCCCAGUCAAACUUCCCCUAGACCUGAUCAGCUCUUCCCACAGCCCAGUCAAACUUCCCCUAGACCUGAUCACCUCUUCCCACAGCACAGCCAAACCUCCCCAAGACCUGAUCACCUCUUCCCACAGCACAGCCAAACCUCCCCUAGACCUGAUCAUCUCUUCCCACAGCACAGCCAAACCUCCCCAAGACCUGAUCACCUCUUCCCACAGCACAGCCAAACCUCCCCUAGACCUGAUCAUCUCUUCCCACAGCACAGCCAAACCUCCCCAAGACCUGAUCACCUCUUCCCACAGCACAGCCAAACCUCCCCUAGGCCUGAUCACCUCUUCCCACAACCUGACCAGCCCUUCUUACAGUCCAGUCAGCCUUUCCCACAACCUGGCCAGCCCUUCCCACAACAGGAUCAAACCUCUCCUCGACCUGAUAAACCAUUACCACAGCACGGACAACGCUUCCCACAAUCUGAAGAACGCUUCCCGCGCCCUAAAGAACACUUCCCACAGCCUGAUGAGCACUUCCCGCAGCCUGAAGAGCACUCCCCGCAGCCUGAAGAACGCUUCCCACAGCACAGACAACCAGUGGCCUCACCACGGCCAGAGCCUGACCAAAACAUCUUCAGAUCAAUACAACCCACCAUAAGGCCAGACUUCCCAGGCACUGACGAUAACUUCCGUCCCAGUCAUGACUUCCCCCCUCGCGUCAGCCAACCUAAGAGCACCUCUGCAGGUUCUCUCUUCCCUCCGUCCACCAAUCCUUCACCUGUCCCUCACCUUCACACCCCGAGACCCUUCACCACUUCAUCGGCAGCCCCACAAAUCACCACAAGUUCCACCCCACGUCCACAGUUGAUAUCUCGGCCUUCCAGACCUCACCUGCAGACCACCCCAAGAUCAGCGCCCAUUACACCUGUCCCAAAGCUGACGCCCAGGCCCGUCUUUACAACCCCUGAAGACCCUCUGAGCCUCACCACACUGACAACCACAGAGUCAAUAAGCCCUAGGCCAACCCCAGUGUCUUUCACUAGACAGUCUUCUCAGAGCCCAUUCCCGGUCACCCAUUCUCCCCAGUUCUCCCCAAGACCAAUUCCUGGAUUUUCUUUGGAAGAUUCUUCCCCAAGACCCCAGCCAGUGUCCUCUCCAAGACCUAGCCCCUUGAAUACCUUCUCACCUUUCGGCACGUCUCCAAGACCUGCUUUCCAUCAGACCAUAGACUUCCAGGCACAAAGACCACAUUUCCCAGACCUAUCAAAUACACAAGAACCACAAAUUCCAUCGCUCCAGGAACCUCAUGUUUCUUCGGUUCCAUCAUUUCAAGAAUUAGAGGCACCAACAAUUCCACCAUUUCAGAAUUCCCAACCUCUAAAUACUCCACCAUUUACAAGACCCCAGAGCUCUCAAGCCACAUUCUUCCCAACAUCUCAGACUCCACCCUUCCUAGGGCCAACUGUGCCUUUGUUCAAGGACUCUGUGCGUCCUCGCCUUCCAAGCCUCCCACCCUUCCAGCGGCCGCGAAUCACCACCAAGCCUCCGGAGGAAGAUCAGACUGUCCCAGUGUUUCAAGAAAACAAUACAGAUGACUUCACACCAGAACUGACCACCCCAGUACUCACAACACCCACUUCCACUACCUCCACUAUCAAGGUUACAACAUUUAAGCCUAAAUUCAACUUUAAUAGACGCCCAUUCAUCAGGAGAAGACCAAGGCCAGGUGAGACGAAGGAGAUUAAUAAUGAUAACAAAAAAGAUACAGCAGAUGUCACUAAAAAGGAGAGCAGUGGUCAGAAAAAGCCAGAGACUGCGACCCUCUUCCCUCCAUUUUCUGUUGCACGCACACUCAACCCCCUCCGCGUUGAAAAGGAAAACAUUGACAACAGUGAAAUUGAUGCAGGAUCGGGAGGUGUAACAGUUCCUUCCGCAGGAACCUUUGGUAGGCGCCUUCGGCCUCGAACGAGGCGUCCAAUACAUAGUACAGGUGCUGAAGAUGACCCAGAGACAGUUACUCAACCAUCUCGCUCACGGCAAAGUUCUUUGCCUGUCAACAGAGUGAGAAAUUUAAGUGGCACCAGGGCCCGCACUGUUUCCACCAACCGAGUUCGGGAACUCCCAGAAUGGCUUAAGGCUCGCCAAAGAACUCGAAGUCGCGGACAUCUAUCUGUGGCGGAUGAGGCACUUGAAGAGGACGUGCCUCUAGAUGUGCUACAAAAUAAUGGUUUUAGUGGGGCUGAAUCUACUCUUGUAGUGUUCAGUAGUCCGCCAGAAAAUGAAGUACUAAACUCCUUUAGCUCAAAAGAGGCAGAGAAGGCAAUUGAGGAGGCUGUUGACCUAAGAAAAGAGAAAGAGCCUGAAGAGGCUCUGGUGGCUACUGAAGAUACUUUAGCAGAAGAGGAUUCUGCAGAUGUUCUUCAUGAAGACAAUAUUCACAGAAUAGAAGAAAACUUGUCUACAGCAAACCAGUCGCCUCCUGAGUCCGUAAUAGCUUCAACGGAAGCUUUUAGUGACUACAACCCAGUGACCUCAUAUGAAGAUUAUGACACUACGGACAUCGAUGCUGUGCCUGAGCCCAGUGCUGUGCCUGAACCUGAUGCUGUGCCCGAGCCUGAUGGUCUUGAGGCUGUACCCGAACCUGAUGGCGUAUCCAAGCCUGAUACUGUGCUUGAGCACACUGCAGCUUCUGAGGCCACUGUUAUUCCCAAGUAUGACACAGUUGUGGAGCCUGGUGUGGUUGACUCAGAGACUGUGCCUGAGUCAGAGGUGAUCUCGGUACAUGAUGGUGCCCAGAAGACAGACUCUCAACAAUUCACAGAGUAUGUAUCAAAGCAGCCUGAGUACCUGAACGACUUUGAAGACCCAGCCCAGACACUUCACUCCCCUGACCGCCCUUUUAGGCCUGCCAUCUCACUUUCUCACUCAUGGUUUAUCCAACACACCACUAAUGCCCCCACCACCCUUAACAUCAGUGCCACCACUCCCACUUCCCUAGUUGCCAACACCUCUUCUCUCAUUGCCACCAAUGCAACCAUUACCUCAAUUACCACUACUGCCAUCCCUACUAUCCCUUCAACAACAGCUGAACGCAUUGCCAAUUCCCCAAUAUGGUUGCACACACACAAUAGCGUCUCUACAACCUUCCUUAGUGAGGAACCAACAACAAGUCACCCCAUAGAGGAGACGCUCACCCAAGUAGUAAACGGCAGAAAGAAUAAGUUAGAGCUUACAGGAGUGUCCCCAGACGAGACGAUGGACCACCCCGACACUGACUCACCAGUAGAGUAUGUAGUAGAGUGGGCGACAGAGCAGGCAAGUAGUGUUGAUGAUGAUAUUAGCAAACAUAGUAGUUUGGAUUCUGGGAAGGUUGGGGGGGAUAUUGAGAUUUGGAGAGAGGAAGGGGACUCCUCCUACCAUCUCUACAGCACCGAACCUCCAGAGGUAUUAUCACUUUUCCCUAACGACUACUUCACUGCUCUCUCCUCAGGCGAGUCACAGAACUACGACAACUAUGAGUACGACCCCUUUGACGACCGCUCUGCCCCAGGAGUGGACCAAGACUUUGGUGGCAGCAGUGCCCAGGUCGCCUUUGCUGUCCCUGUCACCGAGUACCUGUUGGAGGAGACGACCACACCAGCUAUUGAAAUUAUUGAGGAGGAGGUGACGAGUCAGGAUCCAGAUGACACCACAGAGGAAGCCCUCAGCACUGUGCCAGUGAGUGAGGUGGUAGCUGAAGACCUGGUAGAUGAGGCAACUACAGAGGGAACAACUACAGAUCCUCUGCUAUUAGAGGAAGUGACUGAGCUUGUCUCAGAACCUCCUCCACAGUAUGAAGACACAACAGAGCUGGGUGCAUUAGACGAAUACCUAGUAUUGACCACACAAGACCCAAUCACCACAUUAACCUCAGUGCAUACCACAGUUCCCACCCCCUUCACCUUGUUCAAUACUACCACUGUCACAGCUGCCUCUAUAACCACCACUACCACCAGACCUCGACCUGCCUCUAUACGACCCCUGUAUGCCCGUCUUCAGAGCAUAUCCAAAAAGACACUGGGCUCCUCUGACAAGAAAUUAUCUCGGACAGGACCCAAGAUCCUUGGAGAGUCCACCAUCACAGAAAUUCGUUCUUCUGACCCUGUCAUUUGCUUCCGUGGUUACCAGCGCUGUGUUAAGGCCAAUGGGCUAAGAAAGCGCCGAGCUGCCUUACCCUGAAGUUGUCAUGAAUCCAGCCUAGUAAUCUUAUAUUCCUGAAACCUCCACUAUACCAUCCCUUAAAUUUCUUCUGCAUUUGCCACUAAUUAAUCUUUCAUUUCACAUACAUUUCUCAUUGUACCAAUUGUCUGAAGCCUGAGUCCAGGUUCUCAAUCCCAUUGUCCCCUCAGCUCCUCCAGGGCCAGAGUGUCCCUCAGCUCCUACAGGAACAGUGUCACUCAGCUCCUCCAGGGCCAGUGUCCCUCAGUUCCUCCAGGGCCAGUGUCCCUCAGCUCCUCCAUGGUCAGUGUCCCUCAGCUCCUCCAGGGUCAGAGUGUCCCUCAGCUCCUCCAGGGUCAGAGUGUCCCUCAGCUCUUCUUGGGUCAGUGUCCCUCAGCUCCUCCAGGGUCAGAGUGUCCCUCAGCUCUUCUUGGGUCAGUGUCCCUCAGCUCCUCCAGGGUCAAAGAAUUGAAUGUUGUCUUCAUAUGAAGACAUUUUUAUAAGUCACUCCUCUUCGUCUCUUCAUCCACUCAAGCCAUUAAGGUCACAAUCAUAUUUGACAAGCCAUCAGUGUUGUUCAUUGUAUGGUAUUUCAUUAAGUUAGAUCAAGCUCUCUCAAACCGUGACAUGCCAGCUAAUGCUAGACCAAGCUGGAUAAUGCUAGAUCAGGGCAGAUCAGGCUAGGUCAGGCUAUAUGCUAGGUCAGGCUAGAUCAAGCUAUAUGCUAAAUCAGGCUAGAUCAAGCUAUAUGCUAGGUCAAGCUAUAUGCUAGGUCAAGCUAUAUGCUAGGUCAAGCUAGACAAUGCUACAUCAGGUUAGAGCUAGGUCACUUCAGGUUAAAGUUGAUCAACCAAGAAUAAAUCAGGUUAGUGUGAGUCAGUCCAUAAAAGACACUGAUAUACUGUACAGUUUAGCAGUAGUGUAGCUGUAACUCCUUUAGAGCUGAGCAGCUCCUCAGUGUUCAGUCACUUCCUUCACCAAAAUAAAUUAAUCCUCAGUUCAGGUUCUGUUUCCCUAUGCGAUGUUUCAUCCUCUCACACCCCCACCAGAGGCAGGCUGAUGCCCAGCCAGCUGGGCAUCAACCAGACUCUGGUUAAUGCCCAGUUGGCUGUGCCAACCUCUGGUUGAUGCCCAGCUGGAUGUGUCACACAAGGCACAAGAACCAGCCUCUGGCCACCCUCCUCCAUGGCCACUCAUAAUUUAUUCUCUGGUCUGGUUGUGGUCCCGGUCAGCUGGUCUGCUGGACCCCAUACCUCACUAGGCCUAAUACUUCCAUAGUCACUGUUAAGUCCUCACCCAUUAUUUAAGAUGUAUAUUUUAUAGUUUUAAG